Penaeus vannamei (Pacific white shrimp) is the source of this 3954-nucleotide messenger RNA. Lineage: Eukaryota; Metazoa; Arthropoda; Malacostraca; Decapoda; Penaeidae. The record is from RefSeq and is a predicted model, not a curated record.
AUGGCAGAUCUUAACUUUGAUGUUUUAAAAGCUCAGGCUGAGGAACUAGGCCUUAAAGGAAAUGAUAUUGCUCAGUAUGUCAUCAGUCAACAGACACUUGCACGGGAGGAGAGAGAAAAAGAAAGAGAAUUUCAGAAAGAGCAAUUAGAGGCAGAGAAAGAGAGAGUUAAACUGGAACAUGAGCUUCAGAUGGCUCGGUUAAACAAUUCUGAUAGUUCAUUAAAUCCUGUACUUUUUGAUGGCGCUUCACGCCCUAGUUUACCAGUCUUUAAAGAUGGAGAAGACAUCACUUCAUACUUAAUUAGAUUUGAGCGCAUUGCUAACUUGUUAAAUUUUAAAGAAGAAACUUAUGCUAUCAGAUUGGGAAGUUUGUUAACAGGAAAGGCUGUUGAUAUAUACACCUCAUUGCCUCCAGAAACAACAGCCGAUUACCAGUUACUAAAGAAAGCUCUCUUAAGGGGUUAUAGUAAAACUCCCGCAAGUUACAGGAAUGAUUUUAGGACUGCUAAAAUAAAAAGUGGUGAAACAUAUGAACAGUUUGCUAUCAGGCUUGGAAGAUUGUUUGACUAUUGGGUCGAUUCGCAUAAUAUCACCAAAGAUUAUGCAUCUCUUCGUGAUUUUAUGUUGUUAGAUCAACUAAUGUCUUCUAUCUCCCCAGAUCUGCGUGUUUUUGUAAGCCUGUCAGAUAAUUGGUCAUCUGCUCAUAGUGCUUACCCCAGGUCAUAUCAAUCAUCUGAACAAGCGUACAAGCAAUAUCACCCAAUUCCAACUCACAAAGUCGGAUUUUGUCUAAGUGACAGGGAAAAUUCAAAGUUCAUGACAGCUGGUACAGUGAAUGGGGCUUGGGUAUCCACAGUUCUCAGAGAUACGGGGUGCACAUGUGUUAUUGUAUCUCACAAGGUGUUACCAGAUGUUGAUCUCUCUAGGGCUGAUCUGGUGGGGAUCGAAGAUUAUUUAGGCCGGGUGGAUUACUUCCCCAAAACUAAAUGCUACCUGAAUUGUCCCUAUUUUAAAGGUUGGAUUGAUGUGGUGCGAGCACCAAUUAAAUUCUGUAGCGUCCUGAUUGGAAAUGUACCAGGGGUAUAUAGUCCCAAAUUAUCUCCAGAUUCUGAGGUAACUGAACGUUCAAAUGUCCCUCUUGAUUAUUCCUGUGCCAUUCAGACUAGAUCCUCCAAAGUAAAAAGGGUUCACCCUUUAGUGUUGCCGGAGAUCGAGCCUCUUAAAGUAACUCCUGAAGACUUUGCAAAAUUGCAGGCAGAAUGUCAUUCUCUCACUAAAUUUUGGGAAAAAGUAAAGUCUGAAGAACAUGAUAAGAUGCGUGAUGGUACGGUGUUUAAGUUUGAGCAAAUAAAUGGUUUGCUGUACCGUACAUGUGUUGCUUCAAAGCACUGUGAAAGAGUUGGUAAAUCUUCUCUGGUAGUACCCAGUAAAUGUAGAGCCAUCAUUCUCGCAGUAGGUCAUGAGAGCCCCUUAGCCGGUUAUUUCUCCCACCGGAAAUCAGAAAUGCGUAUUAGGGAUCAUUUCUAUUGGCCAAACAUGGGAGCUGAAAUCCGAGACUUUUGCAAGUCUUGGGACAAGUGUCAAAGGAUGUCAAGUAGAGGUAGGGUAAGACCAGUGCCAUUAAAACCCAUGCCCAUUUUAACGGAGCCUUUCUCUCGUGUCUCCAUAGACUUGGUAGGACCGAUUUCUCCUCCAUCUUCUGAGGGUCACCGUUAUAUUUUAACUUUGAUAGAUUUUUCGACUGGGUUUCCACAAGCAUUGCCUCUCAAAGAGAUAGAUUCAAUAUCUGUAGCUGAAGCCCUUAUGGUGAUCUUUUCAAGGGUCGGUAUUCCUCGGGAAAUUUUGUCUGAUCGAGGAAGGCAAUUUGUUUCUCAACUAAUGGGCGAACUGCAUAAAUUAUUGGGUGUAAAGCCACUUUUUACAACUCCCUAUCAUCUUAGUAGGAAUGGAAGGGUGGAAAGGUUUCAUGCAACACUAAAAGCCUCCUUAAGGAAAUUGUGUAGUGACAAACCACGAGAAUGGCACCGUUAUCUUGUCCCCACAUUAUUCGCUAUGCGAGAGAUUCCUAGCGAUCAAACUGGGUUUUCUGCUUUUGAGCUACUUUAUGGACGGACAGUCCGGGGACCUCUUUCAGUCUUAAGGGACUUGUGGGAAGACACAACCAUGAGAGAUGAUGUUAGAUCUUCCUUUCAAUAUGUGAUUGAAUUGAAAGACAAGCUGGAGGAGUGUGCUAAAAUUGCAGCUCAAAAUGCUGAGAUUAGUUCCUCUAAAUUCAAAUCUUAUUUUGACUUGAAAUCUCAGGAUAGGAAGUUUAGUCCAGGUGAGGAAGUUCUUGUUCUCCUCCCUGAUAACCAAAACAAGUUGCUCAUGUCUUGGAGUGGCCCUUAUACUGUUCUGGAAUGUCGAAAUAAGGUGAAUUAUCUUAUCGAUGAAGGUGGAAAACAGAAGUUGCUUCAUGCUAACCUUCUUAAGAAGUAUCAUAGGAGAGCAACAAGUUCCCAACCUAAUGUUAUGGACGAGGAAAGUAAGAUAGAUGCUGAAAUGAACCCACAAAUAGUCCAGAAUUGUAUUCUUGAAGAUACUGAAUUGAGCGAUAGCAAUUUUCCUCUAACUUCUGAUGGAGAAGAGCCCAUCUUGCCUGAGAGUGAUCAACCUGAGAUUUGUUCUGACCUUUCAGCAGAACAGAAAUCUGAUAUUGAUUCCGUUGCAAAUACCCUUGAACAUGAUAUUGAAGUUAACACCACAGAGCGUAUGAAGUCUAAGGUUUAUCCCAUUCCUAUACAUCUAAAGCCUCACUUCGAAGAUGAAGUUGACCAAUUGCUUGAACAAGGGAUUAUACAGCUAUCAUCAUCUCCCCAUUCAUCUCCUGUAGUCAUGGUAAAAAAGUCUGAUGGUAGCUAUCGUAUUGCCAUAGAUUAUCGAGCUGUUAACUCCGUAACUAAUUUUCAUGCUGAACCAGCUUGCACUAUGGAGGAAGACUUGUACAAGUUUUCAGGAUGUAAUUACUUCUCUGAAUUAGAUCUUACGAAGGCUUACUAUCAAGGUCUUAUGGAGUUUUGUCAUAUGCCUUUCGGAUUGGUAAAUGCUUGUGCCACUUAUAUCCGCCUUAUGCGCAUUGUUUUGGCUGGUUUAAAGAAUGUUUCCUUCUAUUUUGACAAUAUUUUCAUCCAUACUAAAACAUGGGAUGAACAUAAAGGUGCUAUUAUUUCAGUGUUAAAGAGAUUACGUGAACUUAACCUCACUGCAAAGCCAUCAAAAUGCAGAUUUGGCUUUAAGUCUAUUGAGUACUUGGGUUUUAUUCUUGAUGGAAACUACUUGCAUCCUAAACUCGAUAAAAUAGAAGCUAUACUUAAUUUACCUCCUCCUUGCACAAAGAAGACCUUAAGAUCUUUCCUUGACUUGAUUUCAUUCUAUAGAAUGUUUAUUCCACAAGCAGCUUCACAGACAAGCUCUUUAUCUGAUUUGUUGCGUAAAAAUGUCAGGGAGCCACUGAAAUGGACGGACGAAUUGACUAAGGUAUUUGAACAGUUAAAAGCUGCAUUAGCUUCAAAACCCGUAUUAAAGUUACCUGAUGCUUCCCAUCCUUUUGUCUUACGUACAGAUUCAUCAGAUGUUGGGCUUGGAGCUGUUCUUCUACAGUACGUCGAUGGUCAUCCAUUUCCUGUGGCGUACGCUAGUCGGAAACUAUUAGAUAGAGAGAAGAGGUACUCGACUAUUGAGAAAGAAGGCUUGGCUAUAAUGUUCGGUAUCCACCGAUUUAGAUAUUACCUAAUGGGUCAAGAAUUUAUCCUGGAAGUGGAUCACAAGCCAUUAAUUUAUAUCAAUAAAUUCAAUGGGUCGAAUAACAGACUUUUACGGUGGUCGUUAAGCUUGCAACCUUAUCGCUUCCGUUUGGUUCACGUUGCAGGGCGUGAUAAUCUUGGAGCAGAUCUCCUUAGUCGUUCCGGAAAUUAA